AUGUCAUCUGACGGAGAAGGGCCGGCGAACCGAAGUGGCGGGUUGAAGAACGGAGGUGGCGGCGCAGGCAGCCUGAUAGAGCCGGACACGUUCUGGGAUCUGAUCGAUAAUCUACUACUGUACUCAACGCGGGACGAGACGCGACGCCGUCGCCACAACGUCGCCUUGUCCGCCCUCUGCCGCGGGUACGCUCUCCCGCAAGUACACAGGGCGCAACAACAGAUCGGACCUGUAAAAACGAUACCAGCAACAGAACCAGAGCGCUCGGAGUCAGGCAUCACUAAUUUCAAACCGUUUAUCAGUAAGAGAGCUACGUCCCAUUUUAGAAAAACAAAAAAGAACAAACAUAAAUACACUGAAUCUGAGCAAUGCAGUCUGAAAGAUACAACAGACGAGGGGAAGGAACAAUCAACAGACGAGGGGAAGGAACAAUCAACAGACGAGGGGAAGGAACAAUCAAUCGAUAAGGCCAAACAAACAGUAGACGAUACACCCAAGUCUCAGAGUGAAUGUAACGUGAAGGAUCUAGAUGUGGUAUUUGUGAAGAAUAUCAAUAUUCCAGCGUCUGAGAGGCUCUGGAGAUUUGCCAUCCGCAACCGGAAGAAGCAAGAGAAUAUGGCUGCGACAAUCGAAGAGGCGGAAGAGUGUGCCAACAAGCCUUUAAAGAUACCAAACGCUCGCAGUAAUGAAGCUAUUUUCCAAGGUCUCCAAAAACGACUUAAAGCAGCGAAGCGUGACGAAAAUGCUGCAAAUGAUAAACACGCUAAGAAAUCAAAGGGAUCUAAGAAGAAACACAAACAUGUCAAACGCCAUAAAUGUCGCAAGAGCGCUGAUGCACGAUCAAGACGACAACAGUUUGAGCCGAAGUUAUCUCCUCUAGUAAAGAAAGUGCAUUCAGAACCAGCUGCGUCCAAAAAAAACACUUCCAAUAAAAUCAAAAUUACAAGCGUCCUACAACAGAAAGUUGACCAAUCGUUCAACCGCAACGACCAUAGCAAGGAACAAGUCAGCAGCUUGCUCGUGACGAGAGAGAUGGACAAUGGCGACAGUGGCUUCACGAUCAACUCAACGAGUGACACCGCGAGCCGCCUGUUACCAACGGAAGCUUACGAUGCCAAGAAGGCGCAAUAUGACAGUGUGUUGCGGAAGCGGCUUAACUGUGGCAGUCAGCUGGAUACUCUCAAUCACGAGAUAGUUAACAAGCGACUAAACCCGCGGACGACCCUCAACCGGGAGACGACCCGGAAGUACGCGGAGCUGAAGACAGAGUAUCUGCGCUUCUGCUACCAGGAGUCCGCCCUCCGUCAGCAGAUAGCCAUAAUACAGGCAGAGAUAUACAUGAUGCAGAACAAGAGGUUCCACAAAAAGGCAAUAUCAGUUAAGACAAUGACGCUUGAUCCGACGACAGCUUUCUCUCGCGGUAUACGAGAAGAGACAUCAGAGACUACGCCACUCUGA
Messenger RNA from Mya arenaria, 1458 nucleotides. RefSeq lists its product as uncharacterized. The transcript has 5 exons. NCBI's taxonomy places the organism in Eukaryota, Metazoa, Mollusca, Bivalvia, Myida, Myidae. The record is from RefSeq and is a predicted model, not a curated record. Bases 1 to 1458 code for a protein of 485 amino acids.